AUGGACAACCUUGGACAUAGGGAAAAUGGGAGGCAAAGGCCAGACCCAUAUAAAGCACUUCAUACUCAGUGGAUGAUGCCCCAAAGGCAAAUGAAGGACCACCACAGCAUGAACCUCCUAGCACUAAUGAGCGAGAGGGACACCGCCAUCAUGGAGAGAGACCAUGCUCUGGCUGAGAAGAAAGCUGCAAUGGCUGAGAGAGACAUGGCGUUUGCCCAGCGGGACUCUGCAAUGGCUGAACGGAAUGCUGCAAUCGUCGAACGAGACAAUGCCCUUGCUGCACUUGAACUAGCCCGUACAAAUGGAUUUAAUAUGAACAGCGGAAACGGAUUCAACCCAGGAUCUCUCAAUGGAGCGAAGAACUUCCACCACCACGACCAGCAGCCCCAUGCUCAAUCAUCACCACUGCAACUGGCCGAUUCUCCAUAUGACCAUGCGAGGGAAAUGCACAUAUCAGACGCAUACCCAAUCUCAACAGCCCCGGUGACUGCUGCUGGAAAGGCAAAGAAGCCCAAGAAGAACAGUUCCCAAGCAUCUCCACUGAAGAGGCCGUCAGGCGUGCUCCGGAAAACCAAGAAAGCCGGCGGUGACUGGAGAGAUGCUGGAAUGUCUGGUGUCGGGGAGGAUCCAGCUCGCGCCGCUUCUGAGAUGAAGAACGAGCGGAAGGACCAAGACCUUGGCCUGAACCAGGUCUCGUUCGACGAGUCGUCCAUGCCCGCGCCUGCCUGCUCGUGCACGGGGGUCCUCCGCCAGUGCUACAAGUGGGGCAACGGCGGGUGGCAGUCGUCCUGCUGCACCAUGAGCAUGUCCAUGUACCCGCUCCCGGUGAUGCCCAACAAGCGCCAUGCCCGCAUGGGCGGACGGAAGAUGAGUGGCAGCGCCUUCACCAAGCUGCUCAGCCGACUAGCGGCUGAGGGCCACGAUCUCUCGGCGUCGGUGGACCUCAAGGACCACUGGGCCAAGCAUGGCACGAACAGGAUAGUAGACGAAAUAGAAAGAAGAUAA
This is a messenger RNA of Triticum turgidum subsp. durum (durum wheat), 1005 nucleotides long. The record is from the annotation of a GenBank genome assembly. NCBI's taxonomy places the organism in Eukaryota, Viridiplantae, Streptophyta, Magnoliopsida, Poales, Poaceae.